Molecule: messenger RNA, 1163 nt
Organism: Hypomesus transpacificus
Lineage: Eukaryota; Metazoa; Chordata; Actinopteri; Osmeriformes; Osmeridae
Gene: zcrb1
Product: zinc finger CCHC-type and RNA binding motif 1
Exons: 8
Coding region: 198-863 (221 amino acids)
Biological process (GO): mRNA splicing, via spliceosome
Cellular component (GO): U12-type spliceosomal complex
Molecular function (GO): zinc ion binding; RNA binding
Source: RefSeq, a predicted model, not a curated record
GUUGUUGCAGUUUGUCAUUGGUCAGAUAACUGUUCUAACCUUAAUGCGUCAUUUUACUGCGCCUAUUUACUAUCUUGUUUAGGUGUCCCAUUUUUGCACGAUUUUAAACGUUAUUGAGGGAUGGUUUGCAGCAAAUAGCGAAUAUUCAGCCCGAAGACCGAUACAUGUUCGAGUUGUACCCUUAGAGUCUCGUCAAUAUGAGUGGGGGUUUGGCACCAAGCAGAAGCACAGUCUAUGUGUCAAACCUGCCUUUCUCUUUAACCAACAAUGACUUACACAAGCUCUUCACAAAAUAUGGCAAAGUUGUAAAAGUGACCAUAGUGAAGGAUAAAGAAACGCGCAGGAGUAAAGGUGUGGCGUUUGUUCUAUUCUUGGAUAAAGAGUCGGCACAGAACUGUUUUAGGUCACUAAACAACAAACAGCUGUUUGGUCGCACGGUAAAAGCCAGUAUCGCCGUUGACAACGGCCGCGCCACAGAGUUCAUCAGGAGACGUAACUACGCAGACAAAUCGAGAUGCUAUGAGUGCGGUGAUACGGGUCACCUGAGCUACGCUUGCCCCAAGAACAUGCUGGGAGAACGAGAUCCCCCGAAGAAGAAGGAAAAGAAGAAGAAGAAAAAGGUUGAGGAACCUGAGGAAGUUCCAGAAGAGGAAAGUGAAGAGGAGGGUGAGGAUCCAGCUCUGGACAGUCUGAGUCAGGCCAUCGCUUUUCAGCAAGCUCGCAUCGAGGAGGAGGAGUGUCGAAGGAAACGGACGGCCCUCGCUGCUGAGGACGCUGCUCAGGCGUCUACGUCGGACGACUCCAAGAAGCCUCGGAUCAAGAAGAGCGCCUACUUCAGUGACGAGGAGGAACUGAGUGACUGAGAAGGUCUGGUCUGAGAGACUAUGGCCUGCUAAAGACAGUUAGAAACGAACGCUGUAGAUCUUUUUUACGAGAGGUUAAAGUGGGGUUACAUGGGAAUGAGAGGUUAGAGUAAGUCCAGUGUAACGGUAUGUUUUUGUAUAUUUAUACAUUUGUCUACCUGAGUCACAGAUUGACUCAGUCAGAGAUUGACUCAGUAUCUAACUCUCCACUAAAACUUAGUUGUAAAUAUCAUUGAUGAUGUAACUGCUCCCUGUUAUUGUUGUCCAUGUUUGGAAAUAAAACGUUUCAACAAAAGCUUA